GGAGUGAGUCAUGUGUGACAGGCAAUUCUGCUUCCUGGAGGAGAGCUGUCCAUCUUAUAAAAGCCAGCUGGCUCUCGCCUUCACAGCGACCCGAGUGGCGAGACAGACUGCUCUUCUCUGAGCACCAGGCCCAGCCGUCACUGAAGCAUGAGUUCCGAGCAGCAGAAGCAGCCCUGCGCCCUACCCCCUCAGCUGCAGCAGCACCAGGUGAAGCAACCUUGCCAGCCUCCACCCCAGGAACCAUGUGUCCCCCAAACCAAGGAGCCCUGUCACACCAAAGUGCCUGAGCCCUGCCAGCCCAAGGUGCCUGAGCCCUGCCAACCCAAGGUGCCUGAGCCCUGCCAGCCCAAGGUGCCUGAGCCCUGCCAACCCAAGGUGCCUGAGCCUUGUCAAUCCAAGGUUCCUGAGCCCUGCCAACCCAAAGUGCCUGAGCCCUGCCAACCCAAGGUGCCUGAGCCCUGCCAACCCAAGGUGCCAGAGCCCUGCCCCUCGACAGUCACUCCAGCACCAGCUCAGCAGAAGACAAAGCAGAAGUAACAUGGUCACAGCCACACCUUGAAGAGGCAACCACUGGAUGUCCCUUUUCCGUUUUGCUCAGGUGUCCCAUUUUUCUGUUGACCUUAUGAUUAACAUAAGUCAUCAUCCCUCCCUCUUUGAACCCCCCAAAAAGACAUCCCUCACACUCUUCUAUGGAAGGUUCCCGAGCCUCUGAAGGUGACUGCAAGUCUCACUGGAUGAGUAGGUCUUCCAGGGGCUCAGGGUUAAUCUGAAGAGGAAUGUUGGGAGGGGUCAAGGGACUCUUCCCUGUUCUGCCCUCAUUAAAUCACUUUUAACUCCACAA
Messenger RNA from Marmota monax (woodchuck), 841 nucleotides. RefSeq names its product cornifin alpha. The record is from RefSeq and is a predicted model, not a curated record. Bases 148 to 537 code for a protein of 129 amino acids. The transcript has 2 exons. NCBI's taxonomy places the organism in Eukaryota, Metazoa, Chordata, Mammalia, Rodentia, Sciuridae.